Molecule: messenger RNA, 5803 nt
Organism: Armigeres subalbatus
Lineage: Eukaryota; Metazoa; Arthropoda; Insecta; Diptera; Culicidae
Gene: flz
Product: serine protease filzig
Exons: 8
Coding region: 1136-5221 (1361 amino acids)
Biological process (GO): proteolysis
Molecular function (GO): serine-type endopeptidase activity
Source: RefSeq, a predicted model, not a curated record
CAGCUGGUCAUUGAGGAAGGUCGCACACGACGACGACGACGGUUGCAGAUACCUUGAAUGACAAAUCCCUCUCGCUACUACUACGCUACUGGAGAGCCGUCUGUAGUCAGCGACGGUGUGAAUCGGCGAAUCGCGCGGCGAAAGAAAGUGGCUCGAGUGAGUGAGUGCGAGUGCGCGCGCGGAAAAAGAAAGUCGGGUUGCGCGGCUGGCUGACUUGGCUCUUGGCAGGCUUGGUGGUCGAAGAAGGAAAAAGCACGCAUCACAUUAAGCCGGAGAGAGCAUCAGCCGAAGAGAAGUACGCCAGCCAGUGCUGCUGAUGGUGGCUUAACAUACCCCUUGCUGCCAGCUGCCAGCUCAAACUGUUUUCGGACGUUUCGCGGACUGGUUGGUACUUUCUUUUUCGCUACUAUUACUCCCGGGCGAACACUUGAACCAGAAGCCGUGCUGCAGCCACUGCCAAACUCGGAAACAGUACGGACAGGGCUUGCGGUUUUCUUCGGCCGCGCGUUACACAAAAUACAAACUUCGCUCGGGGAAAAAAGAGAAAAACCAACGGCUUAUUUGCAAACGCUAAUUAUUCAAAUUUCUCGACUCUCCCUGGCCAGGCGCGCACGUCUAGCGGCUAGUGACCCAGUGCUCCGUGAAAUUGGUGAUCGCGAGUGAAGUGAGCUUACCCCAGACCUCCGUUAGACCAUCUAUAUAUUUUUUUUUCUGUCGGCAAGUGCGUGACAGUCAAUUAAUUUACGGAUUCCGACAAGAAGUGAAAUGAAUUAGGGUCUUCUGAAACGCAACAGAAGUCAAGGAAACGGGCGAAGAGUUCAAGGUUGUCCGCUUUGUUUUCUGGAAUCUGGCCCGAGAGAAAGUGUGUGAUGUUUGUCUGGCCAUCGCCAUCGACACGAUCGUAGUGCGGUUUUGGUCUAGUAACCUUGUCCCGGUUUCGAUGGGACUGAUCAAAAACAAAUAGACCAGGAAGAAACGUGCGUAGAGAGAUAAACAUAAAAGUGUCGGAAGAAUUCUCAAGGAGCUGUUCGAACAACCACGAAGUGUUUAGAUCAUCGCGAUCUUUGAUAAGGGUGUGUCAGUGUGAGACGAAGGGAGGCGAAGUGCGCGAGGAAGGUUCCCUGGAAGCGACACGAUGGUGACGGGGAACGUCAAGUGGCGACUGCCGGGGGCAGUGCCGAUAUUUGCGCUAGCCGUAAGCUGCUUACUGAUGGCGCUGUUGGUGCCGUUGCAUGGAGUAAAUGGGUUAAGUUCAACAGGUGAAAGAGAGAGCCGGAAACUGUUCGGAGGCUACCGAAUAACGCCAAAAUUUUGCAACGCAACACGGUCACUGUUGAAGCGGGAUUCCGAGCGGCGGGGGCCAACGAUCUGUAUGUUCAAUCACGAGUGCUUUCAACGACAAGGGGAAGUGGUUGGAGCUUGUAUGGAUGGCUUCCUUUUCGGAACAUGCUGCGAAUUGCCAUUGACGAACGACGUGGCAAUGGUGGCAGACUCCUUGUUGGAGCAGUACAACUAUACGGAUGACAUGGAAACCACUUCUCAGUCUCCGCUCAGCUCAGCGAUAGCCAGUCAGUAUGAAAAAUUUGGAAGCCAACUGUCCGGAUCAGCACCUGGCUAUGGGUCCAUAAUCAAUUACGAGCCAAUCAAACUGGCAGCGCCUGCGAAAGAUUCCACUGGAAGCGCGAGUAUGCCGAGUGCUCCAUCCAGUGAAAGGCCUUUGUUCAACAAGCUCAAUAACAAUUACAUUACCAAUGAUGAUUUGGACGAAGAUAUCAUGCAGAGCAGUUUGCACAGUCAUAAUUAUCAGUUAUCAAAUAAUGCAGUAUCCGUGUAUUCUCCGUCCACUUCAAACAUAAAGUCGGAGGAAGUCGAUUUGUUUACAACGAUUCCGCCACCGCCUGUUGCGAAUGAUGUCAGCUACGUCAAGAUCGAUAACCAUAAUAACGUCUAUAGCUCAGAGAUUCCUUCUUCACUGAACAAAUAUAACGAGCACUUUGCUGAUAGCGAUACGGCCCCUUCUGCGUCUCCCGAAUCAUCAACAGACAUCACCUCGAGCGGAGUUCAAAUCAUAGCCAACCAGAUCUACCAGGAGAAUCAGCUGUUCGAUCACAGUGAUAUCACACAUCCGGAAGCCGAAACGGACCUCUUCAACGAGAACGGAGCAGUUGAUCAAAGUUAUGCCGGCCCCAACGAUUUCUCCAACCAGGAAAUCGGAACGGAGGUGCUAACCACAGAAAAACCACUGAAAAUUACCCACCCAAAGCCUCAGUUCAAACCUAAACCUAAGCCAACAAAAGCAACCGAACCAAACAACUUCGUACUUGUACAUACUAUUUCUAGUGACUCCAAAGACAACGAAAACCAAACAACAAAACCAACUGUAUCCGCCAACAACAUUCAUUCGAUCGAAUCGAUCAUACUGAUGCUGAACGAUACGAACCUCGGACCUCAAUACGACACGGACUCGGACAUUAAACAGGACAACGUGACCGAGACUUCUCAGACUCCGCAACCCGAGACCACCUCACAGGCAUCGAACGUGACUUCCUCCAUCGAUUACGAUAAAUAUGGACCGACCAGUUUCUACAUUACCAAACCCCAGAAGACAAGCCCUUCAUCCACCUCAUUAUCGACUAAGGUCCCUUCGACCAGCUAUGUGUACAGUUCAAAGCCUACGAGACGGCCCAUUCUGGAACCGGUUGUAGUCCAAGCUACCUUACUGACGAGCGGAUACGGAACGACAGCUGUGACUCAAAAAGACCCAGCUCUGUCCUCCGUAUCGACUGCUCGUCCACCACCAAACAAACUUAUCAUCACAGCCGGCGGAAACCAACGGCCAAUUCUCAUCACAAGCGAAGGAGAGCAUCCAGUCUCACCUGGACACUACACUGCCGCAUCAACUUCUGCACCUGUUGCAGUCUCUUCUAUUCAACCAACUAAGAAAGUGACCACCAGUCCAUCGAAAAGACCAGCGCCCACAACCGUAAAUCUACCCGAAUUUAUUGUCCAAUCGUCGACGCUUUCCCACCAAUCCCCGGUUCCUGUGAGCAACGUGAACUACGUCCACAUUGCCAGUGCUUCCGAUCAUCCAUCACCAACUGUCCACAUCACGCCUAAACCAGUUCAAGGACUUGUAACCUCAAGCACUUGGAAUAAUAAAUUAACCAGUCCUGUGAGUAAUCAGCGCCCGGGUUAUUAUGAAAACACACCUCCACCAGUCUACGUUUCAUCCCUUGCUGACUUCGCCGAUGAAGGUUACUUUGGAGUAACAAAACGACCUGGAGUCACCCCCACCGUAUCAUCUACUUCGAUCUACACAAUCGUAGAUAGCAACAAUGUAAUCGGUCAUAUUGCAUCUUCCACCUACUCUCCUUAUGGACCAUCGACUCCUGUGAAUCGAAUUCCUCCAAAUCAAGCACCCACCCACAUCUACAUUGCACAAGCUGUCGAGUCAUCUACUAUGAAAAACGAACUCUACACUACGCCAGACGACAUCAACAACUUCCCACCGGUUAGAAACCCUAACCUCAAUCUAACGGAUACUAUGAUGAGCAACAUGACGAAAAUCGAGAAUGAUCACUUCUCCGGUAUAAAGGAUGAAGACAAGGUCAACAUGCUGGUGAACAAAAUCGUGGAAUCAUUCAACGGGAAUUUUGAAGAACUGGAAGCUAUUCUAAAGGAAAGGAAAAACCUCACCCUGAGUGGAUUAACUUCUGGUGAAGCAACCACAGCUUCCACUACUACUACCGAAAGGAUAAAGUCCACGAGUGCAACUACCAAACCAGUCACCAAGAAGAAGAAGAAGCGUCCCAGUGGUAGCAAGAAACCGUCCAACUCCACGUCUUCGUCAAGUACAAAGAAGCCAACCACUCCCAAACCUUCUAUAAUCCAACAGGAUUCAUCCUCGUCCAGCACAAAGCCAGUGUCCAAGCCAUCCAAGAAACCCACCAAGACCAAAAGACCAAGUAACUCGACAAAACCAACUUCAUCAUCUUCGACAAAACCGGUAACGACGACAAACCUUGACUCGCCUACGAAACCAGCAAAGCCAUCCAGCACUAAGCCGAAACCAAGUUCCACGUCCACACGUCCAAAACCAACAACGAACGACAAUGUACAGGCCGACGAAAAACCAGCCACAACCGCAUCCAAGCCGUCAUCCACCACCAAGAAACCUCGACCAUCGAAAAAGCCGUCCAAGAAACCCACACGACCGCCAUCUGCCGACGCUGAACAGGGGACGACCACCCGCAAACCGACGAAGGCGACGAAGCGUACCACCAAGCGACCGACGACGACGACGACCACCACCAGCACCAGCACCACCCCGGCCCCGGAAGACGAAAUCAUCGACGAGGAGGAGAACGCCGUGGAGGAGGAAGAGGAAGACGAGGAUGUCGGCGAGGAAACCAACGAGACGGGUGACGACCAAGCGCCAAGAAAAAUACUUUGCGGUCAGCGACCACUGAUGAAGAGUGCUCGUGUCGUUGGAGGAAAGGCAGCCAAGUUCGGUGAAUGGCCGUGGCAGGUGUUGGUCCGGGAGUCGACCUGGCUCGGGCUGUUCACCAAGAACAAGUGCGGCGGAGUGUUGAUCACGAACGAAUACGUCGUAACGGCUGCCCACUGUCAGCCGGGCUUCCUGGCCUCGUUGGUAGCCGUGUUUGGAGAGUUUGACAUCUCGAGCGACCUGGAAACGAAACGGUCCGUCACCAAGAACGUGAAGCGAGUCAUUGUGCACCGGCAGUACGAUGCGGCCACCUUCGAGAACGAUCUUGCCAUCCUCGAACUGGAAAGUCCCAUCCACUACGAUGUUCAUAUUGUGCCAAUUUGCAUGCCAUCAGACGAGGCUGACUUCACCGGCCGAAUGGCAACAGUAACCGGAUGGGGACGAUUAACUUAUGGUGGCGGAGUGCCUUCGGUGCUGCAGGAAGUUCAGGUCCCAGUGAUAGAGAACAGUGUCUGCCAGGAGAUGUUCCAUAUGGCCGGACACAACAAGAAGAUCCUGCCGUCGUUCGUUUGUGCUGGUUACGCGAACGGCAAGCGAGAUUCCUGCGAGGGUGACAGUGGCGGUCCACUGGUGCUGCAGCGUACGGACGGACGCUACGAACUAGUCGGAACGGUAUCCCACGGAAUUCGCUGUGCGGCCCCCUACUUGCCCGGAGUCUACAUGCGGACGACGUUCUAUAAACCCUGGUUGCGAAGUGUCACCGGUGUGAAAUAGAGACCCAACGACGGCGGCAAUAGCGCUGACGACGACAACGACGACGACGAUGAUGAUGAUGAUGAUGAAAAUUGAAGUCGUUUUUCCUCCUCGUCCUCCCCCACGAGUCGGUUUAAUUAGUUUGUAAUGUGCGCGUGCGAUGGAUGGCAAAUGAGUGUGCAUUCUAAAAAUAUGGAAACGACGAGCGGAACGUGGAGGUGCGCUUGGUUUUUCGCGAUGAGAUGGCGACUGUGCGGGAAAGUUGGGAUGAGUGAAUUGGGAGUGCGAAUGUCAUCAUGAGCGACCGAGAGCGUGUGCUGUUGGGACGGUAGCGAAAGUUCGUAGGUAGUUACGUUUUAGGGAACAAAUUGCAAUAAUUUAUCUAACGAUUAGAUGGAUGUGAUUUGGAGUCAUUGUUAAGGAUUAAUUUAUUGUUGUUGUUAGUUAUUAAAUUAUUUAUUGUUUAGCUUGUAAGCGUGAACCCAAUCUACAAAACACACGGAAAUCAACUGAAAAAGGGUGGGAAGCAAUGACACGGUGUAAAAAUGUGAUUAUUUUAAUUUAUUUCGAUUACGAAAAAAGAAUAAAAAAUCCUAUUACAAA